UUGCAGCCUCCUGGUUGCCUCAGUCCAGGCAAGGAGCUGGCAAUCUCCUUUGUAGUUUCAGGAGCAGUUCUGUUACCAUGGAGGCCACAUUCUGAUUUCAAGAGUGUAAAGCUUCAAAAGUCAAGCUUGCCAAGAGCCUCUGAAGGAAAAUCUGCCACUUCCAUCAAUUUCACACAAAUGGUUGAUCCUGGAGGUGGUGCUAUUUGCAAUGGAACACUUCACAAUCAGAGUGACCACUGUCACAGAAAAAACUGCACAAAGAACGGGAUGGUGAAAGAAGCCCAGCAAAAUGGAAAUUCAAAUUUUUAUAAGCCAAUGGUUGAAUCCUUUGAGGAAGCACCUCUACAUGUUAUGGUUUUCACUUACUUGGGAUAUGGAAUUGGAACGCUGUUUGGCUAUCUCAGAGAUUUUUUGAGAAACUGGGGAAUAGAAAAAUGCAAUGCAGCCAUAGAGAGAGAAAAGCAAAAAGAUUUUGUGCCGCUGUAUCAAAGCUUUGAGAGUUUUUAUACACGGAACCUUUACAUGAGAAUCAGAGACAACUGGAACCGGCCCAUCUGCAGUGCCCCGGGGCCCUUGUUUGAUGUGAUGGAGAGGGUGUCAGAUGACUACAACUGGACGUUUAGGUUUACUGGAAGAAUCAUCAAAAAUGUCAUCAAUAUGGGUUCCUAUAACUUCCUUGGCCUGGCAGCCAAGUACGAUGAAUCUAUGAAAACAGUAAAGGAUGUUUUAGAGACAUAUGGCCUGGGCGUGGGCAGCACCAGACAUGAAAUGGGAACCUUGGAUAAACAUAAAGAGUUGGAGGACCUUGUAGCUAAGUUCCUGAAUGUAGAAGCUGCUAUGGUCUUUGGGAUGGGAUUUGCAACGAACUCAAUGAAUAUCCCUGCACUCGUUGGAAAGGGAUGCCUCAUUUUAAGCGAUGAGUUAAACCAUGCAUCUCUUGUGCUUGGGGCCCGACUCUCGGGUGCAACCAUAAGGAUCUUCAAACACAACAACAUGCAAAGCCUAGAGAAGCUCCUGAGAGAUGCUGUAAUCUACGGCCAGCCUCGAACCCGCAGAGCCUGGAAAAAGAUUCUCAUCCUAGUGGAGGGCAUCUACAGCAUGGAAGGUUCCAUCGCGCGUCUAUCCCAGAUCGUGGCUCUAAAGAAGAAAUACAAGGCUUACCUCUACGUAGAUGAAGCUCACAGUAUUGGGUCCGUGGGCCCGACCGGCCGCGGUGUGAUGGAGUACUUUGCAAUGGACCCCAGAGAUAUUGAUGUAUUUAUGGGCACAUUCACCAAAAGCUUUGGCGCCUCGGGAGGUUACAUAGCUGGAAGGAAGGACCUUGUGGAUUAUUUACGGGCUCACUCACAUAGCGCUGCUUAUGCCACCUCCAUGAGCCCCCCGAUAGCAGAGCAAGUCAUCAGAGCAAUGAAACUCAUCAUGGGACUAGAUGGGACCACACAAGGGUUGCAGAGAGUACAGCAACUUGCAGAAAACACAAGAUACUUCAGACAGAGACUGAGUGAAAUGGGAUUCAUUAUCUAUGGCAAUGAGGAAUCUCCCGUUGUUCCCCUGCUCCUUUACAUGCCUGCUAAAGUAGCGGCUUUUGCAAGGCAUCUAUUAAAGAGAAAAAUCGGCGUGGUGGUCGUUGGAUUUCCAGCUACUCCCCUUGCAGAAGCCCGGGCUCGGUUCUGUGUUUCAGCAGCACAUACGCGGGAGAUGUUAGACGCAGUUUUGGAAGCCCUGGAUGAGAUGGGUGACCUCCUGCAUGUGAAAUAUUCCCGGAACAGGAAGUCAGCACGCCCUGAACUCUACGACGAGACGAGCUUUGAACUUGAGGAUUGAGUUUCCUGGACCUGAAUGGAGCCUAAAGACUUUGCCAGAAAGACCUCCCUCCUUGCCUCCAAAGAAAUAUGAAUAGAUUUCUUCUCCUUUCUAAGGACA
Molecule: messenger RNA, 1923 nt
Organism: Delphinapterus leucas (beluga whale)
Lineage: Eukaryota; Metazoa; Chordata; Mammalia; Artiodactyla; Monodontidae
Gene: SPTLC3
Product: serine palmitoyltransferase long chain base subunit 3
Biological process (GO): sphingosine biosynthetic process; ceramide biosynthetic process
Cellular component (GO): serine palmitoyltransferase complex
Molecular function (GO): serine C-palmitoyltransferase activity; pyridoxal phosphate binding
Source: RefSeq, a predicted model, not a curated record